AUGACCGCCGCUCGGCAAUCGUCAUUCGUCCAGAACCUGCCCAAGAUCGAACUGCAUGCCCACCUCAACGGCAGCAUCCGGCGCUCGACGCUGAUCGACCUCGCCUCUGCGCACCACGUUGACAACGCGUCCAGCGCAUUCAUCCUGAAGCGCUGGCCCCGCACGCUCAGUGAGGCAUUCGAUGUUUUCCGUGUGAUCCAUUCGUGUGUCGUCACGUUGGCCGACGUGGAACGCUUGGCGUACGAGGUGGCACAAGACCUGGAGGGCGAUGGGGUGGUGUACGCCGAGAUCCGCACCACUCCGAGGGCGAUGGAGGGGGAGGGGGGGUUGGAGGAAUAUGUCGGGGCCGUGUUUGGGGGCUUUGAGCGCUACGCUGCGGAGGGAGGAGCGGUGGUGCUACGGGUGCUGCUGUCGUUCGACCGGGGGAAGCAUACCGCUGCGGACGCGGAACGCAUCAUCGACCUUGCACUCGCUCACCGGCAGCGUGGUGUGGUGGGGAUCGACCUUUCGGGCGACCCGACAAAGGGAGACUGGUCGACGUUCCUCCCCGCUCUCAAGCGCGCGCGAUCGCUCGGCCUCAAGAUCACCCUGCACGCCGGCGAGGUCACCGAUAGAGAUAGCGAAAUGUCCCAAAUGCUCGACUUCCACCCAGACAGGUUCGGCCACUGCUGCUUCGUCAGCUCCUCCAACAUGCUGCGGUUGAAAGCAUCCAACAUUCCUAUCGAGCUGUGUCUUACCAGCAACCUCCUCUCCAACUCCGUAGCCGCGUUGGAGAACCAUCACUUUGGACUCCAUUACAGUCCCACCGAGGGCGCCACCAUCUGCUGCAUCUCGACCGACGACAGCGGGGUGUUUGGCAGCCCGUUGUCCAACGAGUACAGGCUGGUAAUGGACGGGUUUGGAUUGGACGAGAGGCAGACGUUUGAGCUGGCGAAAAGAACGCUGCGCGCUACAUUUCUCGAAAAGCGGGGCGAGACGGAAGAGUCGAAGGAUGGCAAGGAUUGGCAAAGUAUACAGGACAAGUUUGAUGCUUUUGAAAAGAGUUGGAGCUGGAAUUGA
Molecule: messenger RNA, 1059 nt
Organism: Sporisorium graminicola
Lineage: Eukaryota; Fungi; Basidiomycota; Ustilaginomycetes; Ustilaginales; Ustilaginaceae
Exons: 1
Coding region: 1-1059 (352 amino acids)
Biological process (GO): adenosine catabolic process; inosine biosynthetic process
Molecular function (GO): adenosine deaminase activity
Source: RefSeq, a predicted model, not a curated record